CAGUAUAUAUGUUCCACUCGUAAAAGCGAGCAAAGCAUUGUACGGGUUCGAGUAACACUCUAAAUUCCAAUCUUCUCUUCUAUCUUGCUCCGAGUUCUCUCGUCCGAUUAGGGUUAGGGUUUUACCAUUUCGUCUUUCGGAACUGCUACGCUUCUUUUCUCUGGAGCCAUGGAGUCUACUCAAGUGAUCAAGGUCAAGUAUGGAGAUACCCUCCGGCGAUUCACUGCUGGCGUCACUGAUAAUCACCUGGAUCUUGACAUGGCUGGUUUGAGGGCCAAGAUACUUUCUCUUUUCAAUUUAACUUCUGAUGCAAACUUGGAGCUUAAGUAUGUUGACGAAGAUGGCGACUUGGUAACACUUGUGGAUGAUGAUGAUUUGCAUGAUGCAAUGAAGCAGCGCCUGAAAUUCUUGAGAAUUGAUGUGCAUAUCAGCAAUGACAGUGGUGCUAAGUCAUGUUCCAGCUUCACUUCCAGUGGAAGUGACACUACCUUAAAAAGUAGCGAUCAUGAAAAAUCUUCCUCCACAGCAAGAGGUCCAAGGCGGAUUAUACGAGUGAGAUCUUCCAAAGCCAAUAGUCAACCUGCUGAGUCUGAAAAUGGAAAAUUUGGGACAGAGCCGAUGUCCGAGGCUCUUCAGAAGUUAGCAAAAUCAAGAGUUACGACUGGGAAUGCAACUUCUGCCAAUGGCAGUCAACAGGUGGAUACUGAAAAUGCAAGUGGAGCUACACCUGCAGUCAAAGCCUCAGUGACUGGGAACCCAACUUCAUCUGAUGCCAAUCAACAGGUAGAGGCUGAAAAUGCAUCUAGAGCUGUACCUCUUGUUAUAGCUCAUGAUGCUUUGAAUUCUGUCCCAGAGCCCCUGCGGGAAUCUGUUUCCAAGUUAAUUACUGAGUUGCUUACUUCAAGCCCGGUGAUUGCUCAGGCUGUUGAUUCAGCUUCCAAAACAGCAAAUUUUUCGUUCAAAAAAUGGCAGGCUAUUGCUGCAGCUGCUUCAAGUUCAAAAAAUGGUGUCCCUGGAAAAUCUUCCUCUCCCAAGGCAAGAGAUGCAGGUUCUACAUCUGGGGUUGCAGCUUCCAAUGCUUGCCAAACGGUGGAAUCUGAAAAUGUAGCUAAAUCUGUAGCUAUGGUUAUUACUCCUGAUUCUCUGAAGUCUCUGCCAGAGAACCUGUGCGAUGCUGUUUCUAAGUUUACAACCGACUUGCUGUCUUAUGGACCAGUGGCUGCUAAUAUUGCAGAUUCCAUUUCCAAAAUGGGAAUUCCAAGUCCUUAUUUCCAGGCUCAUGUUUCAGCUGGUGCAAAUUCACAGAAUGGCAUUCCAAGAGGAUCUGUUCCUUCUGAAGCAAGGGGAUCAGAGUCUGUCCAGGUGGAUUCCGCUUCUACUGCUGGGCAACAGGUGGGAGCUGGAAAUCCAGGUAUAGGUUUUGUGUCAGGAGUUGCCCCUGUUGAUCUCAAUAUACUUCCCAGUGAUCCCGGUGCAUCUCACACCACUGAUAUGAAUGCUACACCAAUUGCACCAGUAGUCCCUGAUGGUGAUGGCAAGAAGGGUAAAAAGUGUACUGAUGUUAGUUCAAGUAGCAAGGAUGAAAGUAUGGGGGUAUCUCCAAUUAAUGCUGCUCCUAGUAACUUCCCAACCCAGAUACCUCCAAAUUAUACUCCUUCCUAUUAUUAUCCGUUUAUGGGAGUGCAUCCUGAAUCAUCAUCCCAACUCAGAAGGCAAUUUUCUCGCUCAAUGAGAAAGAGCCCAAAUUCCGCCGAGGCUAGUGGCAUGUUCCACAAGGGAGUUCGCUGUGAUGGUUGUGGUGUCUAUCCCAUUACUGGACCUCGCUUUAAAUCCAAAGUGAAAGAAAAUUAUGAUCUGUGCAGCAUCUGCUUCAUUAAAAUGGGCAAUGAGAUGGAUUAUAUCAAAAUAGACCGUCCUGUGUAUCAUUCCCCACCAUUCUCCUCGGGUGCAUAUGAACAUGUAUUAAUAAUUCUGCCACCAUCUUGUUUCAUGAGGCCACCAAUGCCGAGACCUUCAGUGAUGCAACCACCUCUGAUGGGUUCCCCAGCAUCGCCACAUGCUUUUAGACCAGAGGCUUUGUUCAGGGAGGUCACCAAACAUGUAAAGCCAAACCUGGAUAGUCGAUUUGUUUUGGACGUCAAUGUGAUAGAUGGUACAAUGAUGGCUCCAUCUACUUCAUUUACAAAAAUCUGGCGGAUGCGCAACAAUGGCACUGUAGUGUGGCCCAAGGGGUCUCAACUAGUUUGGAUUGGAGGGGAUCACUUAUCUGAGUCUCAUUCAGUUUACUUAGAG
This is a messenger RNA of Arachis ipaensis, 2292 nucleotides long. Lineage: Eukaryota; Viridiplantae; Streptophyta; Magnoliopsida; Fabales; Fabaceae. The record is from RefSeq and is a predicted model, not a curated record.